Messenger RNA from Solanum tuberosum (potato), 937 nucleotides. RefSeq lists its product as uncharacterized. Gene Ontology annotation, molecular function: polysaccharide binding. The transcript has a single exon. Lineage: Eukaryota; Viridiplantae; Streptophyta; Magnoliopsida; Solanales; Solanaceae. The record is from RefSeq and is a predicted model, not a curated record. The coding region runs from base 63 to 899 and encodes 278 amino acids.
UCUUUUAGGAUUUAAUGACUUAAUUGGUUUGGCACCAGUAGGGAAGACCUAAUAAAAAUAUAAUGUCUGUAGUAACCAAGUUUCUUCUUACAAUCCUCAUAUUCAUGUACCUCUCAGAAACCCCAUUAGCAGAACAAAGACAGCAGUGUGUUCCUUCUAGUUGUGGGCAUAUUCAUAACAUCAGUUAUCCCUUUCGAUUGAAAAGUGAUCCAAAGCACUGCGGCCUUGAAAAUUAUGAAUUGAGCUGUGAAGGAAAUCGCGCCAUAUUAACAAUACUGCUAAAUGAUUGGAAUGGAUCACUGAACUACUAUGUUCAAGCCAUCAAUUACGAUAACUCCACUAUCCGCCUUGUAGAUCCUGGUAUAAGAGAACAAGUUAUUUGCUCUCUUCCUCAGAAUUUGAUUACGGUUAACACUGCCCUUCUUGGUUUUGAUUCUAUUAUAUAUACAAUGUCUGAUUAUGUUCAUUUACCAGUACCAAUCACUCUCUUCAACUGUCCAUUUGCCAUAAAUUCUCCAGUCUUUGUGGAAAUCACUAAUUGUCUCAACAGGAGUUAUGCUUCCAAUGUUUCUUCUGAUUUAUUUAAGGGACACACAUAUGCAACCAUGACUAAAUUAUCACCAUCCGAUUUGAAAGUCGGGUGUAGUGUAGACCUCAUGUCAAUGACUUCAUGGCGUAUUCAGGAUGCAAAUGCUAGCAUUUCUAUUUUAAGUUUGCAUAAUGCUUUGGCAUAUGGAUUUGAGCUUUCAUGGUUUAGUUACGUUUAUUGUGGCAAGUGCGCCGAUCCAUAUCUAUGUGUAGGGGAAAAUUCAAGUGAUGUUCAUUGUUUGGAUAUCGGCUGCACAGCUUACAUUGAUAGUAAGCAGUCGUACUUCUAUUGUCAAUUCUGUUUUAUAUAACAGUAGCUAGUUGCAAGUUAGAUUAACUGUGUUAUUGA